GUUUGGCCAGUACAGGAAUUCCUUUGAAAUUGUUAAGCCCUUCGAAUUCCAUUUUGCGGCUAGUUUCCACGUCGGCUGGCGAUGACCUCGCGCGUCACUCGCGCGUCAGCCGGCAUACACGACGCACGUGUCUCGAUAUUGCUCGUUUAUAAUAUUUUUCUCGCCGCGGUCUACUCAUAAGCUAUUUACGUUGCACACCCGCUGAGUUAUCGAAAUAAUAUCGGAAUCAUGAAGAGAUCUGAAGAAGGAUUGUGAUGUGUUUGAGUGAGCCUGUGUUACCAAACAAUUGAUUGUUUGUUGUUGGUUCAGUGUUGUGUUGUGGGAUUUUGUCUGACCUUACUGGAUUUGAUGGAGGUGGCAUAGAAAAGCUGGAGGAAUUCUACACAAAUGAAAUUAAACAACCACAUGGAAGGCGGAACUAUCGCGACGGAGAACUUGAUAACAUCGAUAGCGAGUCUCGGCACCGAAUCGAAAGAAAAUAACACUAUACAUGCGAUAUUGAAAAACUUCCUUGCAUCAGAAAAAGAAAUGGCGAUCAAACAAAAUGAAAGUGCAAAUAAAUACAUUUAUACAGUCCCAGUAAAGUCGCCAACGACACCUUAUAAAAAUGACAGGGUGAAGUCUCUUAAUGAUGCAAAGGAAGCUUUCCUAAAGUCCACUGUCAGCAGCUCUGAUUCUAAUGUACAAAACUAUGCACCAAAGAAAGAAGAGGUUACAUUGCACUACGCACAAAUAGCUGUAACAACUGCGAGCGAAGAUACUAGAAGCACGGGUGGAGGGAUCAACCCCAAAAGACACAUGCAUUCAUUCAAAAACGAAGCUAAAUCCCUAGCACCGGAUGUAACUUUGAUGAGGAAAAAAAUAGAGCAACAGCAGCAAAGAAAAGUGAGCUUUAAAAUAAAAAAUGCGUCUUCGUCACAUCGCCGACCACCUCUCGCCACAAGGACUGUGACGAUAACAAGCAACAAAGUAUCAGAACUGACAAACAAAUUUAAUAAUUUAGUUCAAGAAUCUCAUAAUGGUACUGUCAAACAAUCUAAGCUAGUGAAAACAAUAGAAAGCUUACAAAAUUCAUCAAAAUCCACUGGAAGCUCCACAGCAAGCUCCACGCCCACCUCUACUCUUAGCACAAGUCCAAAUAUCAAAAUCGUGAUACGACAAAAACGAGGUUCCAAGAAACGUAAUCAUAGAAAAAGAUGCUCAAGUGUGGACUCAAUAGAUAAGUUAAUAUUAUCCGACAGUAGUUCAGCCAAAAUUAGAGUUAUUAGAUCGAAAUCAGACGGCAACAAAAUACCAAAAUCACCAAAAAAACGUUUGAAAUCACGUGAUUCAAGUAGUCAACCGAGUGGGUCCGACUCGGUUGAUGGCAGCCCUGUCAAACCUAAGAAAGAAGAGCCUGCUCAAUCUCCACCUGAAAAUGAAUCAACACAAUCAAAUGUAGUUAAAAAUGUUAUUAAAAAGUUUGAAUGUGAAAUAAUAGCUCAAUAUAAUGCCGAUACUUUAACGAGAAAAACAGCCAGUCAAUCCAAACCGAUUACUAAAGAAAAACCAAAAGUACCUGAAAAGAAAUCUACACUUGUCGUGACUAAAAACCUUGUCGUCAAAGAUGGUGUACCGAAAAUUAAAACUGUCAAACCACCUGCCAAGGAAUUACCGAAACCUGAAAUAGUAAUUAAGGAAAAAGUAGACCUCCCAAAGAAAGAAGAAAAAAAGGAACCUAUUUACGAUAAAAGAAGAUUCAAAACCAACUACAUUCAUGCGGACAAAAUGCCCUUGCACGUCGUCGAAAUCGUUCAUGAAGACACCAACGAACAUAUAGUAUCUAAAGACACAAGUCCGGUAAUGAAUACAAGUGUGAUAGUGGUUAAUUCUGAACCAAAUGACUCGCCAAUAAGAUGUGUAAGUGAAGAAAGAUCUUAUGAAGAACUGAGUUCGCGAAUUACACCUAAUGAAUCAUUUCUAUGGCGUCGGAAAAGUAGCACGCAAAUAUACUCGGAUGGCGACAGAUCUAUUUCGGAUAGCUCAUAUAGUUUAUCAAAUGUAACAUUAGUGAAUGACCCAAUAGAAGAACCAAAGCUUUACGAAGAUUCACCGCAUACUCAUGAGACGGAAUCUCAUUCUCAAUCUUUGACUGAAAUCAAUACUGAGAAUCCUGAAUCAAGUUCUGACUUCGAAAGUAAUCUAGUGGAGGCCUACAACAAAGAGAUAUUGGUCGGCUUUACGAGCAAGCCUAGCAAGGAAGCUGAAGUCGAAGACGACUAUGAGCCCUUAGAGCCUUACAUAGUUGAAACCCCAGCAGAAAUCGUUGUCCCUGUGAAGAAAAUUGACAGAACAUCUAAAAUCAACUGUCCUUUACCCGAAAUCCCCAAAGAAGAGCCGUUAGAAUCUCAAAAGACUACUAAAGAGAACAUAUACCAAUGUCUUCUGGAGAUGCGAUCACAUCCAGAGGGAGACGAGAGUAGUUUGCACAGCUACGAGCUCUGUUCGAACCAGAUGGAGGAGAGAACCCGCGGCGACGGCGACAGCGACCACGGCUAUGAAUACUGCAAGUCGCCCAUCAAGCCGUACUGCCACGCGUCCAGCGCCGGCAUACAGAUCGCCGAGGACUACCAGCCCUGCCAGCAGAACGACAAGCAUUACGCCAUCUCCAAAUCCGUCAGCGGAACCUCGACUGUGAGCUACGAGAAAAUCGGCUCGGAAAGGAUCUACGAGAAGAUUCCAUGCCGACCGCCUAAGUCCAAAGACAGCAGUCCCAGUUCGUACAGCAACAGGCAUUCAAUUGUGUCAUCUGAUUACAACGGAUACAAUGAAGACGAGAACAUCUACGACACGAUCAAGCACAGCGACGGGGCGUCCCUAUCCCACUGUUACGAGAGCAUUCCGAACAGUCCUAGUUUCGUGAAAUUACGGACGAAUUUCAAGAAGCAGUUGGCCUCGGCGGUUCAGAAGCGGCUGUCGUUUGACACUGUGUCGAAUGUGAGUCAGAGCACGUUGUCGAGUGAGCAGAAAACGAAUAGUAUCUACGGGCAGCGGUCGGUGAUGAGCUACAGCGGGCAGGAGGCGGCGUUCCCCGCGCCCGGGAGCGACACCAGUGUCAGCGGCAGCGACCGUAGCGACGAGUGGGUCGACGUGUCCGAUGAAGAAAAGACGGAUGAGCAGAAGAUUGUCAUUGUGCGGGAAAGGAGUAGAGGCAGAAAGAGUCCCAUCAGCUGGUCCCAGAAAGUUCGACAUCAGUGGCAAAAAUCACCCAAACAGAAAGCGGAGAACAAGGAGGGCGACAGCAGCGACUCGGGGCAUCUGUAUGAGUCGCUGGAGCCGGCGCCGGCGCCGCUCGACGACGACUUCGACUCGUUCGACAGCGACAGUGACUCGGAUACUCAGCCGGAAAAGCCGGACGCGCAAACGCAUUUACCCGCCAAGCACCUAGAAAGACUGCCAGAGCCACCUACUGUCAACACCUACACACUAACGAGCAUAGCUAGCGCCGCCCAGCGGAAGAUAAGGGCACUAAAGAGGAAUCUCACGAAAAGAUACACAGUCGCCAUCGACGGGAUAUCGCAGCCAAAAACACCUCCGCAGCUAAAUCUCGACAACAAGACCAAAACCAAGUCUCCCAUCUACGCAAACUGUGAGAAACCAGACAUCCACGUCUACAGCAACAUGACCUUUCACGACACCAAACCCGUUCUUAACAAGAGCGAGACUCCCCUGGCAAAAGUCAACGGGAACUUCAAGGAGGAAUUAAAAACUGUCAUCGGAGAAAAGAGGAUUUAUGGUGAAAGAAAAAUAAGCGCCGAGAAAAAGGUCGGUAGCGAUAAAAAAAUAUACGAGACGCCACCUCCUUUGCCUGCGAAAAUUGCAGAAAAACCUACAACCCCGACAAGUGAAGGUGGUAAGAAGGAUAAUGGAACUCUGUCGAGGAAAGCGUACUUUUCGUUUAAGUCGCGUUUUAGAAGAGCGUCCUCUGUCGCUGUGGAUAUCAACACGGAUGUGCCGAGUGCGUUGAAGAUCACUAAUUCUACCUUCUAUUUGACUGACUCUAUGGAUGGGGAUUCUGGAUUUAGCAAUUGCAGCGACUCCGCCGCGCUGGGCUCCACGGAGCACAUGGAGUCCCCCCCUCGCCCCGCGCGCCGGCCGCGCCUCAGCGACUCCACGCCGUGCCUGCCGCUGGAGCGCCCCGCGCUGCCGCCGCCGCCGCCGCCCCCGCCCGCGGCUGUGCAUGAAGAGCUGAAGCGCCUGCUGCCGACCCUGUCUCGCAAGGAGAAGGGGCCCCGGACCAGGACAUCAUGGUAUGCGGAGUGUGGAGACGAGACGCCUCCGUCGCAGCCCUCGCCGCGGCCCAGCACCACCUCUUGGUACGCAGAAGCGGGCCUCUACCAAGCCGGCAGCGUGACGUCAUCGAGCGGCGCCUCCUCCGCCUCCCCCCCCGCCUCGCCGCCCCCGCGCUCGCUCUUCACGCACGAGCCGCUGUACCAGUUUUAUAACAAGGAGAAGGUGCAGUCAGCGUGCCUAGACUCGGACUCGGACGCCUACGACCCCCAAUCAGCUUCUAGCGAGCCCAUGCCUCCCCCCUCACCCCCCGCCGCCCCCGCGCGCCCCUCGGCCAUGGCGCUGGCGGCGCCGCGCGGCCCGCAGCGCACGCUGUGGUGCGAGGUGCCCGAUGUCGUCGCCUCUCCUGUGUUAUCCACCCUCCCCGCUGCUCAGAAGCGUCUCCAAGAGGCCAAGUUCGAGCUGCUCACCUCAGAGGCCUCGUACCUGAACUCACUCAACGUGCUCGAAACUCACUUCAUGUCUCACCCCGCCUUCCGAGACCCGAGUGUCAUCAGCCAGGCCGAGUGGGACACGCUGUUCUCUACUAUAUUGCCUGUCCGCAAGUGCUCCCAACUCCUCAUGACGUCACUGGAGCGGUGCUGGCAGGCGGACCUGCUGCUGGGCGGCAUCUGCCGGCUGCUGCUCGAGCACGCGAACAGACACUUCCAGGCGUAUGUCAAGUGCUGCGAGCACCAGCACUACAUGGUGAAGACGUUGCAGGCGCUAAGAGAACGCCCAGCCUUCGCCGCUGCACUGCGUCGUCUAGAAUCGCACCCGGCGUGCCAGAGCCUGUCGCUGCAGUCGUUCCUCAUGCUGCCCAUGCAGCGGGUGACGCGCCUGCCGCUGCUGCUGGACGCCGUGCUGCGCCACCUGCCCGACGGCCGCGAGCGCCGGGACUGCGCGCAGGCGCUGCGCACGCUGCACCAGAUAGUAUCCCAGUGCAACGAGGGCGCGCGCAACACGGAGCGUGCAGAAGAGAUGUGGCGCCUGUGCCGCGCCAUCGAGUUCCCGCCCCACGUGCGCGCGCCGCCCGCCCUCGGGCCCGCCCUGCGGCGCCGCGACCGCACACUGGUCCGCUACCUGGUGCGCUCGGGCGAGAUGACGCAGCUGGUGUGGAAGACGGAUGAGCUGAAGCUGACGUUCGGCAAGAAGUUCCACAAGGUGCCGCUGCACCUGUUCCUCUUCAACGACGUGCUCGUUAUUACUAAGAAGAAGAGCGAAGACUCCUACAUAGCGGUGGACCACUGCGCGCGCUCGCUACUAGAAGUGUGCAGUUCAGACGGCGGCGCGGCGCAGGCCAAACACGCCCUACUGCUCACGCUGCUCGAGAACCACGAGGGAAGGACUGUUGAGAUGCUAAUGUCGUGCCCAUCCGACACGGACGCCUCCCGCUGGACGGAAGCCGUAUCGCCACCGCCCUCAGACGCCGCGGAAGCAGUGUACGCCGGCUGGGACUGUCCCCAGCAGCGCGCGCUGUUCGACUACGCGCCGGUGCAGCCCGACGAGCUGCCGCUGAGCGAGGGCGAUGUGCUCAACGUUACUAGGAAGACUGCUGAAGGUUGGUACUACGGCGAGCGGCUGCGCGACGGCGAGACGGGCUGGUUCCCGGGCUCCUACACCGUGGAGGUGGCCUCCCCCCACGUGCGAGCGAGAAACCUGCGCCAGAGAUACCGCCUUCUCGCUCUCUCCGGGACCUAUCUGGGACAGAAGCGGCGCACGUGAGGGACUAGUGGGGGUAGUAGACGGGUAAAUGUGGAAGCUAUUGGAUUUGGAUGUAAAAGAAUAGGUACGCUGAACGCAAUGUCUAAAAUGACAGGGAAAAUAUAGAGGUAAUCCCUAUCAGCCAAUCAGAAAAUUGACUGGGCUUUGUAUCUGUGGUUAUGGACCAAUGAGAGGAGAGCUGAUGAUGUUGUACUGUAUCGCUGGUGGUGCCCACUGCCGGCUUUACGUCAACUUUCUUAUUGGACAGAUUUUGGAUGGUCUUGAACUGGUCAUUGGAUGACGAUUUUAUGUUAAAAUGUGGGGUGUGAAGACGCAAUACUUUAACGAAAGAUGGCUGCAGCCACCUUUAGCCUUAAAAUAAUGCAUUUUGUAUUUUAUACGGUUUCCUUGGCAGUUCUUUGAAUGUUUUAUACUUUUUAUAUACAAACUACUACAUCACACUUGUAAGUAUUUUACUGAGAUUGUAUGGUAUUUAACGGUAGUUUUGAGAAAUUGUUGGCGAAUUAACAAAUUUAUGAAUAAGCUUACCCUUAAUUGUAAUAAUAUGUAUUGUCCGUCCAGACACUGCCUUUAUAUUGUAGUAUUCUAGUGUUAGAAAUAUUCAAUAUGUAUUUUAUCAAGACUUAAGAUUUUUAAAAGGCAAUUAAUAAUAAUUAAAUUAAGUUUUUCACAAGUGCAAUGAAAUUCAUAUUUUCUUUUUCAUCGUCGGCGUGGUUUACAAUUGGUGCUUAUUUAUUAUUUUAUAAUGUACUGUAUUAAAUGUUUUAUGCUCUUAAAGAGUACCUAUGUUUUAAUAUUAAUAGUAGUUAAGUAUUGUGAGAUGUACAGUUACGGAUGAGAUUCACGAUCUAUUGUACAGUCUAUGAAUUAUGAACCUUUUACUGAUUAGUUGUAAGUUAGACCUGUAUGUAUUGUAUGUAAUCACCAUAUCAACGUGUUUACAUAUGUUGUAAAUAAAUUCGAAACAUGUAGAAUGUGAGCUUGCCGCUUUGUUUCAAAAACUAGUCAUCCGUUCCAUCGGUGGCAGAUCAAGUUGUAAUAAUUAUGUUUUUCAUUUUAAUUGAGAUUGGCUUUACAUAACUAACAUUAAAUAUGUAUUAUUUUUAAAUAGUUGUAUAAUAUUUUCACUUGUUUACAUUCCUGUCUCACGCACCGAGUGGAAGUUUGAUCUUUACAAUAAAUUAUUGUUAUUUUGUACAUAGCUAUUACUCAAGUGUAACAGUCGUCCAGACAUAUUUAUAGUUAUGAAAUAAAACCUUGUACUGAAAUUAA
Plutella xylostella (diamondback moth) is the source of this 7305-nucleotide messenger RNA. RefSeq names its product Ephexin. NCBI's taxonomy places the organism in Eukaryota, Metazoa, Arthropoda, Insecta, Lepidoptera, Plutellidae. Gene Ontology annotation, biological process: activation of GTPase activity. Gene Ontology annotation, molecular function: guanyl-nucleotide exchange factor activity; protein binding. The record is from RefSeq and is a predicted model, not a curated record.